AUUACUUAGGAGCGUGUCGCCUUCACACAACCUUCUACUGUUUCGGAUAUUUGCUAGGUUUUAGGUCAUGGUGAUUGAUGGCUAUAAAUAACAGUGUAACGAGUAAAAGAAGAGGCAAAGACAAAAACAUAGUAGCAGAGGAAACGCAAAAAUGGGUGCUUUGGAUCACAUCUCCGAGCUCUUUGACUGCUCCCACACCAGCUCCAGACUCAAGAAGAAGCGCAAACAAUUCCAGACGGUGGAGGUGAAAGUGAAGAUGGACUGUGAAGGGUGUGAGAGGAAGGUGAAGAAAUCGGUGGAGGGAAUGAAAGGGGUGACUCAGGUGGAGGUUGAUCGGAAGGCUAGUAAGGUCACUGUUUCGGGCUACGUUGAACCCUCUAAGGUUGUGUCUCGCAUCUCUCACCGCACCGGAAAGAGAGCGGAGCUAUGGCCCUACGUCCCGUACGACGUCGUUGCGCACCCUUACGCGCCCGGUGUCUACGACAAGAAAGCGCCCUCUGGGUACGUGCGAAACGCCGACGUUGACCCUCGUCUCACUAACCUCGCACGUGCCAGCUCCACCGAGGUCAGGUACACCACCGCCUUCAGCGACGACAACCCCGCCGCAUGUGUCGUUAUGUGAUGUCAAUAACCGUCUUUUGUUACUUUUUUUGUUGUUCUUGUGUUGUAUCAUAGUAGCAAAGGAAAAGACAAAAGUAAAAAUAGGUCACCUAAUGUAUGUAACCUUAGAUUCAUUUUGGCAUUUUUUUAUAUGAUGUUGUGUUCAAAAAAAUUGUAAUGUGAGUUUUGUUGGUAGUUUGAUUUUUUUGAAAAAAUUAAUUGCAUGUAUUUAUUGUACUGUACUUUGAUUUGUAUAUAAACGCGUUUCAUAUUUUCACACUGAAAA
Molecule: messenger RNA, 886 nt
Organism: Vigna unguiculata (cowpea)
Lineage: Eukaryota; Viridiplantae; Streptophyta; Magnoliopsida; Fabales; Fabaceae
Product: heavy metal-associated isoprenylated plant protein 26-like
Molecular function (GO): metal ion binding
Source: RefSeq, a predicted model, not a curated record